This is a messenger RNA of Salvelinus fontinalis (brook trout), 3225 nucleotides long. RefSeq names its product proline rich 35 (gene prr35). The transcript has 4 exons. Lineage: Eukaryota; Metazoa; Chordata; Actinopteri; Salmoniformes; Salmonidae. The coding region runs from base 351 to 2594 and encodes 747 amino acids. The record is from RefSeq and is a predicted model, not a curated record.
CUCACGCUCCCAUUUGAGCGGGAUAUGCGCUGUCUGCUUAGUAGCCUACCGAUAGACACAGAGAAUUGACAGACAGAAACACACCACGGACACACAUCAGGACCUUCUCCUUAGUUCAAGUUGACAGAAGACAUUGGAUCAUCGCUCAGUUUUCACUGCAAGCCACCAUCUUAGCUCCUGCCCACCUGGAUCCCAGCUUGAAGAAUCUUUCAAAAACAAAUAAAGAAAUGCACUACAUCUAGCCUGAGAAGGAACGAGAGACUGUGUCCCUACACCCCCAUCUCUCCAAGACUUUCACAUACCUUCUCCUCAGAAUAACCUGCAUUGUGAGCACAGAAUCAUUCAGCACCAUGUCCAAGGAGGGUCACGCGUGCAAGGUGACCUCCGUGUGCAAGCACAAGGAGCGCAAACCCAAGAAGCCCCACUACAUCCCACGGCCAUGGGGCAAACCAUACAACUAUAAGUGCUUCCAGUGCCCCUUCACCUGCAUGGAGAAGUCCCAUCUCUACAACCACAUGAAGUACAGCCUGUGCAAGAACUCCCUGUCCCUGCUCAUUGAGUCCGACUGGCCCUAUAAGAAGGGCAACCUGCUGCACCCAGACCAGCUCCGGCCCCUUCAGCAGGCACACUGCCUCCGGUCCGCGGCCGGGAAAGAGGAGCCCGAGCCCGCCACAGGGACCGAGGAGAGGCCCCAGCAGCGGCGUGCGGUGGAGGAGGACGGAGACAAUGGACAGAGUCCGGCAGUAGAGGAGGAGAGGGGACAGGGAGAAGGGGCUGAAGUCAACGGGAUGACCAGAGAGAGCUCCAAUAACAGGGAUUCUUCAGAAGGGACGACCAAGAGAGCAAGUAAGGGGCCUGAACCUGAGCUGCUGAUGGCCGAUAUGUUCUCUCUGGAGGACCAACUUCUGCGGGCACGCUCUGUGGAGGAGGAAGCCCAGCUGAAGCACUACAAGUUGUCCAAGACGUGCCUGACAGCCCCCGGGCUGCUGUCGGAGCAGUGGCGUCUGCUGGCCACCAGCCAAACCAAGGCCAAAUCCGAGGGCGCCCAGCCUAGAGUGGGCAGCUCUAUCCCUUGCUACCCUCUUCCACCUGGCCUGGUGGACUACCAGGAUCCCAUGGGACUCAACCUGUCCGUCCUCGGGGUGGGCUACCCCCUGAGUCCCAGCCUCUUCUCCUAUGUGAACUCAAUGAACGCAAUCCCCACCCCUACCACCAAUGUUAAUACUCCAACUCAUGCGCAGCUAGCCCAGCUCCCCUUUCUGGCGUCGGCCGCUCAGCUCAUGCAACCAGCGUCCGGUGCACACCACGCCGCCGACCGGAGCAUCCUGCCACCCCACUUCUACUACCCCUUCCUCUGUGAGCAUGCCUUCGGUGCAGCCUCCGCUCAGAGUGACAUCAGCAAGGGGCUUAAGACCUCUGCGAAUGGCCUGGAGCCCAACCCCAGUUACCAGCCUAAAAUCAACUUGUGGAAGGUGCCUGCUCUGAGGCCAGGUACCCCUACCACCGCCCCUGCCGCCUGGGUAUCCCCCCAGAGAGAGUCACCAGACCCUUCCUACAGGGCAGGGGACAAGUUUGAAGCUGCAGCCAAGGAGGGGAAGCCAAGCUGGGGCCUCAAGAGGACAGCGGCCACCUUGGGGACCCACAAGUCCCCUGUGGAGAAGAGGCCAGCCCUUGGGUUCACCCUGGAUCUCCUCAAGAACAUUCACAAAACCAAACCAACAGAAAAGCUCCUCCUCCACAGCAGUUUUACGAAUGCUCAGUCUGAAGCCCAGCCAGCAGAGCAGUGGUACACAGAUCCACCCGCAAGCCCAGUCAGUGAUUCGCCCUCUCUGCCGCGUUGUAGAAGACCCAACAGCCGGGACUCUACCACUGGCCAAGGGACGGGGGAGGCAUCUUCAGAACCAACAUCAGCUGCUGCCCUCCUCAGCGAUCUCUCCAAGGCUCUACAGGAGUACCAGGAGGCUGAACGCAAGAUCGCCCACUUGGAGAAAGAAGACCUCCCUGCUCAGGGACACCUAUGGGAACACCUGAACAAGAUCCGGAGCGAGCUCUCCCACAUUCACCAUGCACUGGAGAGGACAGCUCGCCAGAGCGAAGGACCCCUGGACCUCUCGGUCAAGAAGGAACACCCUGGAGUGACCAAUGUGGUUGCCUCUGGCGACCAGGGCCUCGAGGGAGCCUCACUUAAAGAUGAUAUUACCUUGGAGACCGAGGAGGAAGACCAGGAGACCAAGGAGAGGGACGAGGAGGAAAAGGAGAACGAGAGGAGGAAGGAAGCGAUGAAGGCUUCGUUGGAGAGUCGCAAGCAGUCGUUGGACGUGCUGAUCAAGAUGAGUCAGGUGGGGGUGAAGACGGAGGUCCUAUCCUCAGGAGGGUUGGGGUUGAGGCCCAGCCAGGCGGAGGGUCUCUGGCCAGGCAGGACCACCAAGUGUGAGGCUGACUCAAGCGUGCUGCUUUGCCCCGAUGGACGGCCCCUCGCGGUCUUCAAUGACUUCCCCACCUUCUCCACCAAAAACACCAAGAGGCCCCCGUCCAUCCAGCAACUACGGGAACCUCAAUGUCCGCCAAGCCCCUUGACCACAAUAGACUCCUAAACCUCUCCCGAGAAACUCAAUUUCCCAGCUUGCCACACACCUGAAAGCCCUCCUUAAGACUCCACAGUAGCACAAUUUUAUUUUGUUCAUGCACUCCCAGACUCUCACUGUCCAGGCAAGCGCUUACACCACUGAUGUACUUUACAACACCACCCCCAUCUCCCCAUAAAGACGGCAAGCAUAGUACCUUCAAUAAAAGGGGCGAAUGAAGAAGUGGCUGAGAAGAAGUGACAAUUAACAUAAGACUAGUACCCUCAAUCAGUUCUCCCUAUUAAAAUGGUGAUUGUUGACACAGGAUUAUUUGGGAAAACUAUUCCAAUGGGCAGUAGCGAUGCUUGAAAUGAAAGACUUAUGCGACAAAAAAUACAUUUGCUUUUAAAAGAGUGACUGCAGAACACAUAAAAAUAAAUCCUUGAAUUCUCUUACAAUUCUGUCCCAAGUUGAGAGACAAUCCUGUGAACUGAUUUGUACAUAAUGUAAUUUAUUUGAUUAAUGUAAUCAAAAUGAAUUGAGAAGUAAAUGUUAUGUUUUAUAUUAUGUCUUGUUUGAUUGUCUUAUGUGUCUGAUUAAACCAUUGCACUGUACAUGUCCACUGUACAUGCCUAUAUCAAAUGCACUUUCAUUUAUUUGA